UAUGGUUUGAUGGAUCAAAUUAUGCAAUUUCCUGGCAAGAAGAGUCAAUGAAACUCUCCUCUCUUCAAACUGACACAUUCGGGUCCUCCCCGCGUGCAGUUUCAAACCCUCUUGUGCUAAACCCGUGAGUGGCACCACCUUAUAAACAAGACAAGACAUUUUUCCUAUCAUAGCUUAAACCAGGAAAUCUAGAUAGAAUCAGCAAGAUGAGGAAAACCCCCUUAAAGCCUGUUAUCUCCUUCUUGCUCUUUCUUUGUUUGAAGAUUUUGUUCAUGGAAACGGGAGUGGCACAAAACACAACUUCUAUCCCAGUGAAUGUAGGUGUGGUUCUAGACUUGGAAUAUUUUGAUGUCAAUAUUGCUUUGAGCUGCAUCAACAUGGCCCUUUCAGACUUCUAUGCCACUCGUGGUGACUACAAAACCAGACUGGUCCUCGCCAUCAGGGACUCCAAGAAAGAUGUUGUUGGUGCAGCUGCUGCAGCCCUCGACUUGAUAAAAAAUGUGGAAGUGCAAGCAAUCUUAGGGCCAUCAACAUCAAUGCAAGCCAAUUUUGUUAUUGACCUUGGAGAAAAAGCUCAGGUGCCCAUAAUGUCGUUUUCUGCAACAAGUCCUUUUCUUACUUCCAUUAAGAGUACCUAUUUUUUUCGAGCUACACAUAGCGACUCAGCUCAAGUGAACGCCAUAAGUGCAUUAUUUCAAGCCUUUGGAUGGAUAGAAGCAGUACCCAUCUACAUUGAAAAUGAAUAUGGAGAGGGAAUUAUACCUUAUUUAAUUGAUUCUCUGCAAGCAGUUGAUGUUCGUGUCCCCUACCGGAGCGUCAUUUCUCCAUCAGCCACUGAUGAUCAAAUUAUCGAGGAGCUCUAUAAGUUGAUGACAAUGCAAACUAGAGUUUUCAUUGUGCACAUGUAUGGCUAUCUAGGCACUCGGCUUUUUGCCAAAGCUAAAGAGAUUGGAAUGAUGAGUGAAGGCUAUGUUUGGAUCAUGACUGAUGGUCUGACUACUGAUUUCUUGAGUUCACCAAGUCCUUCCGUCACUGAUACAAUACAAGGGGUACUGGGUAUUAAACCUUACGUUCCAAGAACAAAAGAGCUUGAAAAUUUUCGAGUUCGGUGGAAAAGGAAAUUCUUGCAAGAUAAUCCAAAUAACAUUGACGCUGAGUUGAGCAUUUAUGGACUAUGGGCCUAUGAUGCUACGAAAGCAUUGGCAGGGGCAGUAGAGAAAGCUGGAGCUACAAAUUUUGGCUUUCAGAAGGCAAAUGUUUCUAGCAGCUCAUCAACGGAUCUCGCAACUCUUGGCGUCUCCUUAAAUGGUCCAAACCUUCUUCAAGCUUUAUCAAACACUAGUUUCAAAGGCCUUACAGGAGAUUACCAUUUUGUUGAUGGGCAGUUGCAAUCUCCAGCUUUCCAGAUAGUUAAUGUGAAUGGAAAUGGAGGAAGAGAGGUUGGGCUUUGGACACCAACACAAGGACUCGUGAAACAAUUGGAACCUACAAAUUCAACUUCUAUGUCCGGCAUUUCAACUGCAAUUUUUCCUGGGGAUGCAACUGUCGCUCCCAAGGGUUGGGAGAUUCCCACAAAUGAGAAGAAGUUGAAAAUAGGAGUGCCAGUGAUCAAGGAUGGCUUCGUUGAGUUUGUGGCUGUGACAAAGGAUCCUAGUUCCAACACCACAAAAGUCACCGGAUACUGCAUAGAUGUUUUUGAUGCAGUAGUGAAAGCAUUGCCUUAUGCUUUGCCUUAUGAGUACAUUCCCCAUGCCAUGCCUGCUGGAACUUACGAUGAUCUGGCCUAUCAAGUGUAUUUAAAGAAUUAUGAUGCUGUGGUUGGAGACGUGUCCAUUGUCUUCAACAGGUCCUUGUACAUAGAUUACACCUUGCCUUUCACAGAAAGUGGUGUCUCCAUGAUUGUUCCUAUAGCAGACAACAAUAGUAAAAAUGCAUGGGUCUUCAUGAAACCUUUGACAUGGGACCUUUGGGUGAGCAGUUUUUUUUUCUUUCUUUUCAUUGGAUUUGUUGUCUGGGUUCUUGAGCACAGAAUAAAUGAAGAUUUUCGAGGGUCUGCUUCAGAUCAAGCAGGAACUAGCUUCUGGUUUUCCUUCUCAACAAUGGUUUUUGCACAGCGGGAGAAAUUGGUUAGCAACUUGGCUCGGGCAGUGGUAAUUAUAUGGUUUUUUGUUGUGUUGGUCCUCACACAGAGCUACACCGCCAGUUUAACGAGCUUACUUACAGUCCAGCAGCUGCAGCCUACAGUUACUGAUGUACAUGAUCUCAUUAUGAAGGGGGGGUAUGUGGGCUACCUGAAGGGUUCUUUUGUUCGAGAAAUCCUGUUAGGCUUGGGUUUCGACGAGUCCAAGCUCAUGAUGUAUAAUUCUCCAGAAGAAUGCCACGAACUCUUUUCCAAAGGAAGUGGAAAUGGUGGUAUUGCUGCUGCUUUCGACGAAGUGCCAUAUAUGAAACUCUUUCUGUCAAAAUAUUGCACGAAAUAUACCAUGAUUGAUCCUACAUUCAAAACCGGCGGUUUUGGCUUUGUCUUCCCUAAAGGUUCUCCUCUAGUGCCUGAUAUAUCAAGGGCAAUUUUAAAUGUGACAGAGGGGGAUAAAAUGAAGCAAAUAGAGGAUGCAUGGUUUGGCAAAAAAGGCAGCUGUCCAGAUUCCAGCACCUCAGUUUCAUCUAAUAUCCUUAGUCUCAAGAGUUUCUGGGGAUUAUUCUUAAUUGCCGGACUAGCUGCAUUUUUAGCUCUCAUUAUCUUCAUUGCCAUGUUUGUUUACCGAGAAAGAAGAGACUUGAGGCCCUCUGAUCCCACAGCUUCAAUAUGGGAUAGAACUAAAAAUUUCUUCAGAAUCUUCAUUCAAAGGGACUCGACGUCCCAAACAUCCAGACAAAUGGAACUGACUGAUAGAAAUGGAAUCAGUCUGCCUUCUAUGGGCGUGCCAAGUCCGUCAGCCUUCUCAGUUCACACACAAUUUCCUGAAGAUCCUUCUUCUACAGAUUAUGAUUCUAGUCCAAAUAGGCAAGCACCUCAAGAGGCAGUAAUAAAUAUUGAUCAGCUUACCAACCAAAAUCAAGAGAGACCAACAGCUUUGGAAAUUGACCAUGAAAAUAAUUGACUUGUACAUUAUCAUUUGACAAUUAGAACCCCAGUAGCCAUUAGUAAAGACAUUGAAUUACUGUAUUGCGGAUACAUAGAAGUAAUACGAUUUUAUAAGGAUGUAAGUAGGAAUAAACUGAGUUUCAGGAUUUUAGUAAAUUAUCACAAGUAUAUCUCUUGCCCUU
Messenger RNA from Populus trichocarpa (black cottonwood), 3267 nucleotides. RefSeq names its product glutamate receptor 2.8. Bases 207 to 3101 code for a protein of 964 amino acids. The record is from RefSeq and is a predicted model, not a curated record. Gene Ontology annotation, cellular component: plasma membrane. Gene Ontology annotation, molecular function: signaling receptor activity; ligand-gated monoatomic ion channel activity. Lineage: Eukaryota; Viridiplantae; Streptophyta; Magnoliopsida; Malpighiales; Salicaceae. The transcript is spliced from 5 exons.